AUGGCGAAGGACUCGACAGAGGCGGAAGAGGAAGACGAGGAGAGGGAGAGUCUGAUGAGGAUGAUGGUCAAGGGGGCGGCAGACGUAAAGGUGGGGCUGGGAGUGAUCGUAGUGGUGCGGGUGGACGAGGUGGUGUGGGUAGCGGGCUUUCUGGAAGUGAUGCCGAAGGACGGGGAAGAGGCGGCAGGAGAAGGGGCGGUGUCGAUGACUCAAGUGGUUCCAGAGAUGGACAGGGUAGAAGAAGAGGUAGAGGUGGAAGAGACGGUUCUGAAGGCUCCGAAGACGACUUCGAUAGAGAUGGAUUCGGUCGCGGAGGAAGGGGAAGAGGAAGGCGAGGUGGAUUUGGGCGUGAUAGUGAAUGGGAUGGAUCAGACGGUGAAGGAGGAUAUGGGAAAAGACGUGGAAGAGGUGGAAAGUAUGGCGACGACGAUGACGACUACAGUGAUGGUAAAGGGGGUCGCGGUAAACGAGGCAGAGGUCGAAGAAGAGGAAGAGGAUCUGGAGGCUCUUCCGAUGAAAGUGAUGGAGAAGGGCGACACGGCCGUGGCAGGCGUGGCAGACGUGGAAGAAGAGGAGGAAGUGACGAUUCAUACGAUGAAGACGACAGUCAUGCAGGCGGUAGGAGACGGCGUCGACGUCGAGGAGGAGCUGAUGAAAGUGACGAUUCUGAUGGCUCCGGUCGUCAUGGAAGACGACGCAGAGGUCGCCACGGUAGUAGAGAUGACUCAGAAGACGAGGAUGACGACUACUCUCGUUAUGGCAAAGGCGGUAGAGAUGGCAGGGGUGCGCUAUAGCAUACCCAGUGUAGAGACGGAUCAAUUGCCUGACGAAAUUCUCAAGCAUUUCGCCUAUGUCGAUGCUGAGUCCGAGAGACGAGAUUGGUCGAAGUCGCACAGUGGAACAUUGACGGAUAUUCCUGCUGAAGACGGCACUUUGGUUGCACUUAAAAAAGCGCUUCUCACCACUACGCAUCGAAUGGCGCAUGUCAUGGAGUAUGCGGCUAAUAACAAAAAAAGCAGACCAAUGAGUGUGUCUGAGAUGGGAUUAACAAUGGGACAAUUUGAGAAAAAAAUUGGGGAAUUUGGAAACUACUGUCCAGUGCGAUUUGCAGAGAAUGAUGAACUCUUUGAUUGCCGAGAAGAGCACACAGCUCCGUUGGUGACAAGGCUUCCUGGGGCGGAGAGCUACCUUCCUAACGCUCGAUACAACUCUGCUUUUGAGUCCACCUCUCUGCGAUACACUGUGGACAUUUCGGAUGCUGACUUGCAUCCUCACAUUCCCACUGAUUUGCGAUUUGCAGUGGAAUAUAAUGGGAAGAUGUAUAGAACAGCAGGACCAGAAGAACUGCGUAAAUUCAUGGCCAAUCCAGAAAAAUACCUUCCACCACAGGCAUUGAAGACUCUGCCAGACGAAUAUGAUCUUCCUAAAAGGCUCCCUGCUGGUACAAUUCCUCGGGACUCCUUUCCACGGCAAAUAGCUUUGCGUGGUUUCUGCCCCGUGUGCUUCCAAGAAUCGGGACAGCGUUAUGAAGGUCUACGAGAAGGCGAUGCAAUUACUUUGGCUGUCUAUCGGGGGCAAAUCUACGCAUUUUGCUCGGAGGAGUGCCGGGAUAAGUUUAUGCAUCGCCCUUGGUUGUAUGGUGAUCUCAAGUUGCCGAACAAAUUGCCACCUAUGAAGGUGUCAACUUCAGUAGACGAAUUACCUCUGCCCGGUUACUUGGAACAAACAGUGGCCUACGUUCUACGCAAUGCACUUGCAAUGUGCUCCAAAUUUAGGCCCAAAUAUCCUUUCCUAUCUCCGGAGCGUUCAGCGCUCAUUUACAUGGCCUUGCAAUUGAAGGCAUUGAAUCCACGCACCCCAGACUACCUUCGACUUAGAGCAAAAAAUCGAGUUGAACGCUUUGAACGGACAUGUCGACUGAUUGACCAAUUGGCAGCAAUCAUGCCUGUGGACUAUCAAGCCGAGAGUCAGCGAUCAGAAACGCUGUCUCGUCACCUACGCGAAUUCCUCUCCCUCCGAGGUCAGGUGGACAACGCAGACAGGUGGAUUUAUUCCAUUUGA
This is a messenger RNA of Hydatigera taeniaeformis, 2061 nucleotides long. The record is from the annotation of a GenBank genome assembly. Lineage: Eukaryota; Metazoa; Platyhelminthes; Cestoda; Cyclophyllidea; Taeniidae.